This is a messenger RNA of Microcebus murinus (gray mouse lemur), 7173 nucleotides long. The record is from RefSeq and is a predicted model, not a curated record. NCBI's taxonomy places the organism in Eukaryota, Metazoa, Chordata, Mammalia, Primates, Cheirogaleidae.
ACAAAACCCAAAAUAUUUGACAUUGUCUUUGGUACUGAAUGGUAGUCAGAGGCCAGAGAGGCCCAGAGGAGAGUGUGAGUGAAAGCCCACAGGCCCUCGGGUAGAGUAUUAGCAGAAACCACAGGGGACUCUAAAAGACUGUUGGUGGGAGUUUAUAGGAAAGAGAGGAAAAUGUUAUUGGAAACUGGAGAAAAGGGCCUUUGCCAGAAGAUGGUGGUAAGUUUGGCCACACUGUUGUCUAUAUAAUGAACUCAGUGAAACUGCUAAGGAUAUUUCUAGACAGAGUGUGCAAGUGCCACCUGGCUUCUUCUACUAAAAUGUUAGAGGAGAGAGAUAAGCUGAAAAGGAAUAUUUUAGCUUUCAAAUAAAAUUUAAAAGAAGAAUAAAAGAGCCAGUACUUACUGGCUUUGAAAAUAAUACUGCUUCUCAUUCCUAUCCUCUCUAGACGGCAAAAAGUUCUCAAACUAAGACAUGGCUUCUGGGAAAAGAUAAAAAUCCAGGGUGGGAUUGGAAGGUCAAUUGUUAAGACCUCAGAAAUACCUAAGGUGGUGCCUCAUAAAACCUUUCAGACUUUAGAUGGGCUUUCUCCAAGGAGCUGGGAAGAUGGCCUCCAGUUGCUUUGGGCAGUCAUCAUCACAGCUAAACCCAAAUGGAAAGAGAGCAGCUGUCUCCCAAUAAUGGUGUAUGCUAACCUAGAGAGCCACCUGAUUGGACUUGUCUGAGUCCCAUGCUCACCCCUGAACCGAUUGUAAUGUUGGGGGAUGCCACCUAUGUUAUGUGCCGAUCUCAGUCAAUAGUAUCGUCGUCUACUGUCAGAAGAUGGGAUAGUGGGGGAACACACGGGGCAGCCCCUCAGCCCUCAACUCCCCAGAUCUCCUAAACUGUACUUCAGCUUACUUUACAAAAAAUGGUGAAAUAUAAAUUUACUGUUGCUUUUUGUAAAAGCCCUAUGGGAAAGGGUUUAAUGUAGAGAAAUUUGAUCACCUAUGUAUUUUAGUUAUGUGCUAUCUCUAGCUUUCAGAACCAUAUGUAAGCAAGAGCUGACUCUAUGAAUUUUGUCCACAUUUUCCUAAAGUAUGAGGAUUUUUUGAAAAGCCAUGGCGAAUCUGAAUUUUAAAACUUAAAUUCAAACCGCAGGAGUUUACCUGUAGGGCUUAGGUAAACCAAGUGAGCCCCAGGGGACAGAAGUAGGAUAGGAGCUAGAAGAGAACCUGGACGGGUGUUACUCAAAAUGAUCUGAGGCAGUAGCUGAGGAGAGGGUCAAAGUUAAUGUUAAGAGAAAUAAACAUGACCACCAAUAUAGAUAAUGUGGAGAUGAAAAUGGGAGAAAGGACAGUGAACAUGGUAAUUAGGUGAGUUAAGUGAAGUCAGGAUGGGAAAGAGUACGAGUCUGCUUCUCAGGAGAGACCCUGUGAAUAAGAUAACUUUUGUUUUUUUACAUGAUCCCUGGAAUUUGUGGUAGGAUUGGGCCUAGUGUCUUACCAGCCAUACCAGUCUAUACAGAAACAAAAAGUUGUAAAGAAUAUUUUAGGGGGUGGUGUGUGGGUGCCAAAGGUGGUUAUUACAGUUGGGGCAGACAUAGAGCGAUUGAUGGAAACACAGCUUAGUCUCAAGUAGGCACUGAGGCUUUCAUUUGUCAAAGGUUCCUUGUACAUAGUGAGGAAGAAGACUGAUGCUAGAUUUAGUAGUCUUCCUGCUGUGAUGUGCUUCUUGGUGCCCUGGGGAAGACAAUGUAGAGCCUCCUUGAUGAGUGUGUCACAAAAUCUCUCUUCCUUGAAAGUAAUGUACCAAUUCAUGCUUAUUCCUUUGUUUAGUAUUUAUACUGUAUUUGUUUUUAGUGUUUAGGUUUGAGACAAAAAAUACAAAUUAGGCAUCACAGAGUUUGGGAUGUAUUUGUCCUUUCAUGAAGAAUAGGUAACAUUGUUUCUUCCAAUUAAGGACCAAAACCCAGUGACUAAUAGGAGUUAGGGAGGAAAACAGGAGUAGAAACAUUGAAGAGGAAGGAGAGAGAGAAAAAGAAAAUGGAAAAGCAUGACUGAGAAAGAGAGAGGAGGGGAUAGGACAGUGUUGAAGAGGGUUAGGGCUGAACCAGUUAGGAUUGGCAUGAGAAAAACAGCAUGUAUGUGUAUUACAAAAUAUAUAGAAGCAGAUAUCUUUGAUCAUUUCAGUUAUUAUGUCAAGCAAAGAAAAUCAGUUAAAACAGUUUUGGGUGUAUACACAGCUUGAACAUUAAGAAAUGCAAGCUUCCUUGGAACUAGAUCACUUGGCUUCUUCUUGAUUGGGGGUGAGGAUAAUGUAUGUAGCCAAUCAGAAUGAAAGCAGGUUGCCAGAAACCAAUGGGAAGUAGGCAUGGAAAUAGCUUUUGGCAUGUUAUCAGUUGGUAGCAGUGGCCCUGGCAAACUGACACAGAACUGAGCAUUGAUCUUUGAGAUUUGGAAAGCCUUCACCUUGAUUUCAACUCUGAACCAGCUUAGGCUUGGAGGGCCAUAUCUCUGGUCUUGGUGGUUUGGAGAAGAGCUCUAUUUGAGGGUCAUUAACACGUGGGCAUAGCAGGGUUUGAAGAUACCAAGGACCUGGAGGACUGGAGGGACAGGUUAGUCUGCAAAAGUGAAAGUGCCAAUAAUAACACAUACAAAUCCAUCAAGUUAGGGCUGGAAAAGCAGUGGCAAAAAUGACGACUUCUUUCUGGUCACAAAAAGAUAAUAAAAAACCUGAUUUACUCUGCGGGAGGCCAGCUGACUACCUGGCUCAUAAGGAAUAUUUUACAAUGCUCGUGUGUUUCAUUAUUGUUUGGGGAGGGCUUUUGAGGACAUAUAUAAAGAAUUCUGAAGUCCUUGUUUUGACACUUCUUUCUCUGUCAGGAUUCGUGAUAGGACGACUGGCCUACGAUUUUGUUGAGGUGCACCAAACUGUCUACCCUCUUCUAAGAACACCAAGUUUUUCACUUUAUUCCUUUUUUUUACCUUUAAUUAUAUUUAUGGCUGCUUUGGAUGUGGACUAUUAUGUACUCAAGAAUAUGUUUUGGCAGGUCUUGUCUACUGGAUUAAUUAGCUUUUCUAUAGCAUUCGCUGUAAUUGGAUAUGUGGUUCUGAAAUUCAAUGCAAGUUCAUGGGAUUUGCAAUCUUGCCUGCUCUUUAGCAUCAUCCUCAGCAUUACAGAUCCUAUUCAUUCUGUGACUUCAAUGAAAACUCUUGGCUUUUCUAAAAUAUAUAUUGAUAUCAUUAGAGGAGAAUCAUUGAUCAUUUGUGGCUUCACAUCUAUUCUUUUUGGAAUUUUUCGAAGCAACCCAAUACAUAUUUCUAAGUUUAGGGCGUUGCAUGUAGUCACGGGACUCAGCUUGGACAUUUUUGGAAGCAUAAUAUGUGGAUUUUGGUGUGCAAAAAUCAUUCAGUUUAUAUUGACUGACCUUUUUAGCAAUACACUGACUGAUAUCAUUCUCUGCUUUUCAAUGGUGUACCUGACUUUCUACAUUGUGGAAUUUUUGGGAAUGUCAGGCAUUGUUGCUUUAGUCACUGUAGGACUGAAUUUAGAUUCCUUAACCUUUAAACCGAAGAUCAAGUUCAUAAUUACUAAGUUCUUAAUAAUGUUUUCAUCUGUAUACCAACAUUUAAUAUAUACUUUCUUUGGCAUUGUGAUUGGAUGUGGAGAAACCAAGUAUUAUACAUUUUACACCAUAGCUUUCACGUUCAUCUUAUUUAUAACAGUGACUUUGGCUAGAUUGCUUACUAUUUUCUUAGUGAGCCCUAUUUUGAGCCAUUCGAGUUACGAAUAUAAUUGGCGAUGUGGAGUUGUUAUCACAUGUUCUGGAAUUAGAGGAGUUGUUAGUUUACUCCUGGCUCCUGAUAUUUAUAAUUUGGCUGAAGAAAAAGUAGAUGCACCACAAAUGUUUAUAUUCUAUGUGCAAGCAAUAUCAUUACUGACUAUGGGAAUAAAUUCAUACAUGAUGAUUCGGUCAGCCAAGACAUUAGGUUUGUGUGCUAUUUCUCUCCCAAGACAAAUGGCCAUGGAAAGUGUCAGUCAGCAUAUACAGGAGAUAAUACAAAACACAAUAACUUUAUAUAAAACAGAAAAAUUGUUGACAAAUGUUAAUUGGACCUUCGUAGAAGAAAAAACAAACAUUGAACAAAUCAUUCCCUUUUCCUGCACUUCAAGUAAUAAAAAAGAGGAGUCCCCAACAGAUGAAGUUUUAAUUGAAGAAGCCAGAUUGCAUGUAGCUGUAAUACAAAUGAGUAGUUUUGAAAAACAGUGUAAUGAUGGAAUUCUUGAAGCAGAGGCAGCUCGGAUAUUAAUUGGUGCAACCAAAAGCUAUUGCCACAUCCGAGGAAAAUUCAUGAGUAUAUAUGAUGUUUCAUCUUAUGUAAGAGCCAGAAAUUGGCUUAUAAAAUUUAAAAACUUUUUAACUUUCUUGGAAUAUCGCCAAGAAAAGAUACCUUUUAUUCUACCGGGGACUAAUAGAUUUCUGAUUUUUAUAUAUCACAUUAUAUUUUCUGAAGAAUUCGAAUAUGCAGGACAUAUUAUAACAUUUAUGUAUAUUUAUCCUAUGAUAAUACAUUUGUGGCCAAUGGCAAGAAAGUUAAAUGUGUCAGCACUGAUAUCAAUAAACUACUAUUUUAUGUGUUUAUAUGUAUUACAAUCAGCAUUGAAGAUAAUAAUUUGGAAAAGGAUAUAUUUUGAACAACUUUGGAAUACUUUUGAGUUUUUAAUUGUGGUUGUUGGAAUCGUUGAUGUCUUUUGUUUAUACUUUGUCAAAAUGAGACCAGACAACUUGGCUCUUAUUAAGUUUACAGUAUUAAUAGGAUAUUUGAGAAUAAUUAGGUUUAUUCCUGUGUUAAAGACAAUAAUACCAAUGCUCAUAGAUAUCACAGAUGUGCAGAUCAAAAAACGCCUCAGCUUGAUGUAUAGUAUUACAAAAGGCUAUGUCAAAAGUCAAGAAGAUGCCAAACUUUUAAUAAAACAAAUUUCUAGCCGUGAAUCAAUAUAUCAGAAACUAUAUGAAAUUUUGGAAACCAACAAGCGAGAAGCUAUCAAAGAACUAGGACUCAUAGAGCAUGAGGGUCGUGAUGUUGUCAUUGCUUUGAAGACUAAGCAGGCAAUCCGGAAUGUGAUUUCUAAAUCUCUGAAAAAUCUCACCUUCCUUUGCUCAAGAGGCAUUAUUGAUAAAUAUGAGGGCAUCGAGAUGAAUAAGGUACUUCUUACAAAAAUAAAAGCACUGAAUAACUUUCCAAUGGCAAUCCCUCCCCCUACUCCUGACAAAUACCUUUAUAACAUCAUUUGGUUGGAAAAUAAAGAUGUUCUCAUUGAAUUCUUCAAGGAUAGAGCCAAACUUGCUUAUUUUGACUAUGGAGAUGUCAUUUGUAAAGAAGGUGAAAUGCCACAAGGAAUCUACUUAAUUAUUUCAGGAAUGGCAAUUUUGCAUAGUUUACCUCCUACCUUUGGAAUAGAGAGUAGCCUAAUGCCUGCUAGAGAGUCCAAAGCCAUGUUUACAGAGUACUGUACUAGCGGGGACAUAAUCGGAGAGUUGAGCUGCCUGCUUAAGCGUGAAAUUGAAUAUACUGUCAUUUGUGAAACAAUUUUAGAGGCCUGCUUUAUCUCCCUGGAGGAUUUAUAUGAAGGCUUUGAUGUCUUCUGGCCAUCCCUGGAAUAUAAAAUAUGGCUAAAGUUUGCUCUCAGUACUGCCUAUCAGUAUUUUGAAUCAAGUCUCAUUGGUGAGGACUUAAAUUUUCAGAAGUGUGUGUCAUUAAAUCGCGCAUAUGUGGAGACUUUAUCAAGCUGUAAUGAAAUGACUAUUAAUAAUGUGACCAUGAAAUUUGUUAUUAUUGUGUAUGGCAGUGUAAUUGAUACUAACACGGAGGAACCAUAUUUUGCACCUUGCAUUAUACCUAAAACCUGUGAGCAGGUUCAAGGAACUUCUGACUUAAGCAAGCUGCUGAUAAUCCAAGCAUCUGAGCCUUCCAAAAAUAAUAAUGCCACCAACAUCAUGGUCGACUCUAAUCUUCAAAUGACCAAGAAAGAAUAUAACUGGAAAAGAUGAGCACAGACCCUGACAUUCAGCUCCGAUAAUGGAUGUCCCAAUAUGCCCUGAAUCCAAACAAAUGUCUGAAUGCAAUAAUAAACAGAUUAUAUAAUCUGAAAUAAACAGCGUUCUAUCCUCUAUUUAUAUGUAAAAUCACAGUGGACACUUCGCUUCUUUGAAGCAAUUGGACAUAAAAUCUUUUAUAAAACUACUUUACUGAUCUAACCUGCCAAACAAGACACCUGAUACUUGCACCCGGACAAAACAAUAGCACCUUAACAGUUUAACCUAUCUCUUCAUUUGCAGUUUCUUUUCCUUCAUGCUUCAGAUUAAGUAGGUAGAAAACUGACAACCUACAAUGUAGAUUUCUACAACUACAAAUUCUUAGGAGAAUACUAAUAUCUAAAUCACCAUUGUCUCCUUGUCUAAGGUUAAACUUGUAUAGAUUUUGAGCACGUUUCAAGCUGAGUUACCAAGAAAUUUGGGGUACCAUUUCCUUUUCUUUGGUGACAGAAACUACUCUUUCAACUGAAAGGGAAAAUCUAACACUCAGUUCUCCACAUUCCCAUCAACUUAUACCAUCCUAAACUAGAUGAUUUAGGCAGGAUCCUAAACUAGUAGAUAACUAAAUCUAGCCUAGAUACUAAGGUGACCUCUCCUAAAUUUGGCAAGUUUCCCUGAGCACAAAGAACAAAGCAAAGACAAGGGCACUUCCUUCCCACCUACAUUUGCCACUCAACUUCCAAGGCCUCAGGAAAGAAAAAGGCCUUCCUCCAAAAAGGAUGGAGGGCACUAUGGCAAGAUUGGGAAGAAACACAUAAUAUUUUUUAAGAUUGUGGAGGUGUGCAGUAUGUUACCUUUUGGUCAAGGGCAAUAAGAGGGACAUAGAGUAUAUUUUGAAAUAAGUAAUAUGAAUUCCUAGGCCUUCUAUCCUAUGGAAAAGGACCUAUUUAAUGGUCAGAUGAGACUUAGGAGAAGGUCUACAGAAGUUGAGAAGAAGUGGGACACGACAUUUCUUCUUGUACUGUUAAAGGGGUAAUGAAUUAGAAAAGUUAGUUCUUUUUCCAUUGUGAGUCAAUAGAGACUGUUUUGCUGAAUCAUGCUAAGGAACUGGGUUUAAGCCACUUCACAUCCUUCCCUCCCUCAGAAGCCAAACUCCA